Tinamus guttatus (white-throated tinamou) is the source of this 2766-nucleotide messenger RNA. NCBI's taxonomy places the organism in Eukaryota, Metazoa, Chordata, Aves, Tinamiformes, Tinamidae. The record is from RefSeq and is a predicted model, not a curated record.
AUGAGCGCACCGAGCAGCGAUGCGGGCAACCCAGCCCACACACUCUUCGAGCGGUUCCUGCGCGCUGGGCAGUGCCAGGAGGUGCUGGGCACAUUCGGGGAGCUGCGUGGGCACCUGGGGCUGCAGGGCACCACGGGGCUGCAGCUCUACCGGGAGCUCAAGGCCGCCCUCAACUCGUGGAGUGCCAAGGCGCUGUGGAACAAGCUGGACAAGAAAGCUGCCCACGGGGACUACGAGCAGGGCACGGCCUGCGCCAGCACCAAGUGCCUGGUGGUGGGGGCUGGUCCCUGCGGGCUGCGCACGGCCAUCGAGCUGGCGCUGCUGGGCGCCCGCGUGGUGCUGCUGGAGAAGAGAGGCUCCUUCUCCCGCAACAACGUCCUGCACCUCUGGCCCUUCACCAUCCACGACCUGCGGGCGCUGGGCGCCAAGAAGUUCUACGGGCGCUUCUGCACCGGCACCCUGGACCACAUCAGUAUCCGGCAGCUCCAGCCGGGGCGGCUGGGGGGCGGCGCUGCAGCCCAGCUCCUCCGCGCUGAGCCGCCACCCCCUUCGCGUGAGACGCGCGGCAAACUGGCCAUCGGCAUCACCACCAACUUCGUGAACCGGCACAGCCAGGCCGAGGUGGAGGUGGCCGAGAUCAGCGGCGUCGCCCGCAUCUACAACCAGAGCUUCUUCCAGAACCUCUACAACAAGACGGGUAUCGACUUGGAAAACAUCGUCUACUACAAGGACGACACUCACUACUUCGUUAUGACGGCCAAGAAGCAGAGCCUGCUCAAGAUGGGUGUCAUACUCCAGGACAAGCCGGACACGGAGAGCCUCCUGGCACCGGACAACGUCAACCGGGAAGCCCUCCUGAACUACGCCAAGGAAGCGGCCAACUUCUCCACCAACUACUGCCUGCCCCAGCUGGAGUUCGCCCGCAACCACCGGGACGAGCCGGACGUCGACAUGUUCGACUUCACGUGCAUGACGCGCUCGGAGAACGCGGCGCUGGUGCGGGAGCAGCACGGCGCCCGCCUGCUCCUCGGGUUGGUGGGCGACUGCUUGGUGGAGGUGAGGAACCGGCCCCACCACCCUCCGUGCCUCAGUUUCCCCUCUGAAAAGGAGGCAGGGAGCUGUUUUGACCACAUACAGCCCAAUCCCUGGUGCAUCCCGGCUGGUGCGCGGGGAGGCUGAGCCCUGUGCCCGGUGCCCAGGGAGAUCAUCUACCAGCUGCUCUCGCAAACGUCGCCGGACAACACCAGCAAGAACGUGAGCCAGUACAGCAUCGACCCGGCCACCCGCUACCCCAACGUCAACCUGAACGCCAUCAAGCCCAGCCAGGUGCAGGAUCUCUACCUCUGUGGCACGGUGGAGGUGGACCACAAGGGCAAGCGCAGCGAGCGGCUCAGCACAGGUAUGAGCAGAUGGGAUUUUGACUCCCUGGAUGCGCUGGAGCCCGUGCAAAGGCACCAGAAAUUGCUGGAUGCGGCAGAGCAGGAGCUGGGCAUCCAGCCCGUGCUCUCCAGCGCCGAAAUGGCCUCCAUGACGGAGGCCGAUCGCCUGGGCCUCAUCACCUACCUCAGCCAGUUUUACGAGGCCUUCAAGCCUUCCCCAGGGUCAGAGGAUGUUGCUGCCAAGUCGCUGUCAUCCCGUGGCACCAAGGGCGCCAUCCUCUUCCUCAGCAAGCUGCAGAAGAGCCGCAACAUGACGUUGAAGCGUGCCCAGGAUGGUGCCCAGAAGGAUGCUGAACCCAAGAGGAGCCGCCGGGAGGCAGAGGUGGGUUCACGCAGGGACAUGUCGGGUGGCAGGAAAAGGCGUCAUUUCUACUGCUUGCUUCACGACAACCUCCCCACCAGCAUGGACCUGCCACACGAUGGGUCCCCGCUGCUGCCCGAGCACUUGCCGCCGGCAGAGCCCAGCAGAGCAGAGGAGCCAGAGGCAGCGCCUGAGGAAGCGAUGGAGGAGCAGGGCCCUGGUGCAGAGCCGCACGGUGAUGAGGGCGAGGAGGAGGAGGGCGACGAGAGCGGCGGCAGGAGGAAGAUCUUGCUGACGCCGCUGGAGAAGCUCAAGUUGUCCACGCUGAGCCUGACGGCCGACGCGGAGCCUGAACCGCCACCAAAGCCGGCCAGGCUGAUGCUGAGGGCCCCGGGGAGACGCCCUGGCCACUGGGAGGAUGAGGAGGAGGAGGAGGAAGGUAGCGCUCCAAAAUGGCUCUUUUCCUUGGCAGAUUUGGUGGAGAGCAGCAGCGAGGAGGAGGAAGACUUGGACUUUGGCACUGAGCCUGUGAGUGGCUCCUCCGUCCCGGUCCUGGAAGGGUCGGAAAAAUUUGCGACAUGGACGCGGCUGCUGCCCCGCCAGGCGCGGGAGGCGCAGAUGCAGCGGUUCUGCANCCCCCAGGCCAUCCAGCGGCGCCUGGAGGAGAUCGAGGUGACCUUUGGCGAGCUGGAGAAGCAGGGCAUCAAGCUGGAGAAGUUCCUGCGGGAUGAAAGCGCCUCGCCGGCCGAGCUGAGGACGCAGUGGAUGAACCAGCUGCUCUACCUGGUGCAGAAGAAAAAAAGCCUGGUGUCCGAGGAAUCCGACCUCAUGAUCGCGGUGCAGGAGCUGAAGCUGGAGGAGCAGCAGAGCCGGCUGGACCAGCAGCUGCGGCGCUUCAUGAGCAAGGAGGACGCGCAGAAGACGCCGGCGGAGCGAGCGGCCGAGCAGGAGACGCUGGCGCAGCUGCUGGAGGUGGUGAACCAGCGCAACGCCCUCAUCCACGUGCAGGAGGAGAGCUUGGAAUAA